Colletes gigas is the source of this 1782-nucleotide messenger RNA. It is a transcript of the gene eIF3l, whose product is annotated as eukaryotic translation initiation factor 3 subunit L. The coding region runs from base 166 to 1782 and encodes 538 amino acids. Gene Ontology annotation, biological process: translational initiation. Gene Ontology annotation, molecular function: protein binding; translation initiation factor activity. The transcript is spliced from 3 exons. Gene Ontology annotation, cellular component: eukaryotic translation initiation factor 3 complex; cytoplasm. The record is from RefSeq and is a predicted model, not a curated record. Lineage: Eukaryota; Metazoa; Arthropoda; Insecta; Hymenoptera; Colletidae.
CUUCCGGGAUCAAAAACAAGUUUCAUCUCUAUUCAAGUACUCUAUGCUUAUACUACGUUAGUGGUUUGUGGACUUAUCACGGUUCAUUUUGGUUAGAAUUUUUACCCUCCUUAACGCAUAGGUUAAGUAAGUUUGUUCGUAUAAAAUUAGAUACAUUUAGCCAUCAUGUACGAGGAUUAUAACGAGUAUGAUACAUAUGAUGAGUAUGGAUCGGUAGAUGGUUAUAACGAACAAUAUGACAGAGUAAACUACCGUCAAAUACCAGAAGUUGUACGAAGUUUUCUCGUAUUCUUACGAAACUGUAUAAAUGAAGGAAUGAUUUUUGAAAUACAAAAUCUUUAUGAAACAUCGUUUCCGAAAAUUUCAGAACAAUUGUUUGAUAAAUCUUCUUGGCCAGAUGCUCAAGCAAUUGCACAUAUAGUUGACAAUGACCCGGUAUUCCUCACUCUCUACAAAGAACUGUAUUAUCGUCAUAUUUAUGCUAGAAUGCAAGGACCAACGUUAGAACAACGUCUUGGUUCUUUUUAUAAUUAUUGCGAUCUUUUUAAUUACAUAUUGCAUCCAGAUACACCAGUUCAAUUGGAAUUACCCGAUCAAUGGUUAUGGGAACUUAUUGAUGAAUUUGUUUACCAAUUUCAAUCUUUUACACAGUAUCGUGCUAAUAUAUCCAAUAAAACAUCAGAAGAAAUUGAGAAUUUGAAUGCACAUAGCAAAAUAUGGGAUAUACUUUGCGUUUUAAAUGUUUUACAUUAUUUAGUUGAUAAAUCAAAAAUUAAAAGUCAAUUGGAAGUUUAUGCAAGUGGCGGAGAUCCAGAUUCGGUUGCUGGCGUAUUUGGAAGACAUUCUUUGUAUAAAAUGCUUGGAUAUUUUUCUCUUGUAGGUUUAUUACGCUUACAUUCUCUCUUAGGAGAUUAUUAUCAAGCAAUUAAAGUACUAGAGAAUGUGGAACUUUAUAAAAAAAGUGCAUACUCUCAUGUACCUGGUUGUCAGAUAUCAACUGCAUAUUAUGUUGGUUUUGCAUAUAUGAUGAUGCGUAGAUAUGCAGAUGCAAUCAGAACAUUUUCUGGUAUUUUGUUAUACAUUCAAAGAACAAAGCAAUUAUUUGCAACAAGAAGUUAUCAGAAUGAUCAAAUUAAUAAGCAAACUGAUCAGAUGUAUCAUUUAUUAGCCAUUUGUCUUGUUCUUCAUCCCCAAUGCAUAGACGAAGGAUUACAACAGGCACUACGUGAUAAAAAUUAUCACGAAAAAAUGUACAAGAUGCAAUAUGGAGAUUUAGCAGAAUUUGAAUCAUGUUUCCUAUUUGCAUGCCCAAAAUUCUUGUCCCUUACGCCACCAAACCCUGACAAUCCAACCGAAGAUUAUGUUCGAGAAGCAAUCAAGCACCAAACUCAAGUCUUUAUGGAUGAAGUAGUUCAGCAGAAAAUGUUACCAACGAUUCGUUCAUAUUUAAAAUUAUAUACUACUCUACCGCUAAGUAAACUAGCUACAUUCAUGUGCAGCAAUUCUAGACCUGAUGAAAAUUGGGAUUUAAAAAAGGAAGUUAAUACUCUGACCAUUCAUUUAUUGUGUUUCAAACAUAAAAUGAAAAAUAUUGUUUGGACAAAAGGUGCAUCAGGAUUAGAUGGCAAGUUCCAAUCUGGCUCAGAGUUGGACUUUUAUAUCGAUCAUGACAUGAUCCAUAUCGCGGACACAAAAGUGGCACAUCGUUACGGUGACUUUUUCAUUCGAAAAAUUCUGAAGUUUGAAGAGUUAAAUCGAAAAUUGCAUCACAUAAAGAUUUAA